AUGAUUAUCAUUAUUUCCCACAGUUUAGCCGGCCUACUCUGCUUCAUCAUUGCCUGCUUGCCACCUAAAGUAUUGGCCAACUAUAAGGUAAUCGCUAGCUUUGCUGGCCUUUUUGGUGCCUUUACCGCACCUCUUCUGGCACUCAUCUCUCAUUCUCUCAUUGAAUGCGUUGGAUUGAACGAUUUUGCAGACGCUCUUGCCAUCUCCAUGUUCUCCAACGGGCUAAGCAUGUGCAUUGGCGGCCCUUUCUCAGGUACACAAUUGGCCAUUGCUUGGGAACAUUUAAGAGCAUACCUGUGA
This is a messenger RNA of Protopolystoma xenopodis, 300 nucleotides long. The record is from the annotation of a GenBank genome assembly. Lineage: Eukaryota; Metazoa; Platyhelminthes; Monogenea; Polystomatidea; Polystomatidae.